GCACAGGUAGAAUGCAUGGCAAAUUAGGAUUUUCAUUCUGAAUGCAAUGGCACUGUGAGAUAAUAGGCUAUUGGAAAUACCAAGGUCAACCACAUUUUAUUGUUAUCAAAUUUCACACAUUCGGACGUUUACGCACGCGAUAAAACUGCAUGCAAACUGACUUGCGUGGAGUCUAAGAGAUCUGACUCUUGAUUUGGCUUGGAGAGAGUGAAAGGUGACUCUCGGCUAUUCCCUCGCUUGAAUGUGCUAUGCUUGCUCCUUCCCGGGUACUUUGAACUUCGCAGCAACACAGAUUUGACACUAAUCUCAUAUUCCAAGGACAUAUUCUUCAUUUAGAAUACAUGGGCAAAUAAUUGAACACAGUUUUAGAGAAAAUCUCUCACACAUUUCAAACUCUUCAAAGCGCCCGCCCCAUCCAUCCUUUUGGAAAGACAGCUAGGCCUACCCACGAUUUUUACCAAACAUUGCUCUAUCUAUCUAGCACACCGAUUGCAGUUGCUCAUAGUAGGGCUGGAGCAAAACCCUGCGCGCCAGCUCUCCGGAAGUAGAGUUACUCAGCGCAUUCUGCAGACAUUAAUUUUAGCCACAACAUUCCUGUAUUCUAGGCAACAUUUACCACCUAUUUAAAAGCAUCUGAUCAGACUCAUUUUAUACCAUGUUUCAUUUGGUCUGUGCAUUAUCACCCUAUUCUCAUAUAUUCGGCCACCUGUUGGGGGGAAAUGGCAUUCUAAAUGGAUCUCAACUACGGGCGGGGCUUAGACGUAGCCAGCCUAUGAUUACAGCACACGAAACACCAUCUGUUGUGUUUUGCUUCCGUGAAAUCCGAGCCAGUAAAUCUAUAUGCUGUAAGUAUAAUACAUUAGAAUGUUCAAACCUACGAUUUGCAAUACAUUUUCAGACAUUCUAUAGUUCUGUGCAGAAUUAAAUAGCAUAGGCUACAGCGUGCAUAAUCUAGUUAUCUUGCAUAUUUUGCAUUCGUUGCAGUGUAAACUACAUUACCUACAUUAUAUAGUCAUUUGAUUUUCCUACUUAGUGUAUUCUGACAAUAGAAUAUGGAGAUUGAUAUGCUAUUAUCAGCUUAAUCUUACAAUAAUAAUCAUGUCAUACCAGUUUAAUAAUAAAUUAAAUAGUGAAUGCAAUGCAAUAACGAUUACAUCACAACAAGCUUUAUGGCUAAUUGGCUUUAGCUUCAAAUAAGAAUUAAUGAUAAAAAAAACAAAUUUCUCUACACUGAAAAUAUUAUGGCAUAAAAUCUAGAAGAGUCGUUUGAAGAACAUCCUCUGUAUGACGACGUUUUUUGAGAGGGCGGGCGCAUUAACGGGUGCAUCAACUUUGCAUCACACCCCCACAGCUGUUCAGCCAUUGGCGUCUUCUCUCUAGGAUUCGUUCUACAGUCCCUAUGUUUUGGUUUAAAUGUCUGGCGCGGGAUGAGUAGGCAAGGUAUAGUCUGGUAUUGUUCGCUGCUAUGUAACAGUUUUACAAUGUAACAAGGCAGGAAUUAAUUCAAACACAUUUUAUUUUUGAUAAGGGUCUAACAAACGGAAAUUAAGAAUGGUUACAAAGAGGAUCCGAACGGAGUAUAUGAAGAGAUUCAAGGACCCGGAAUGGGAAACCUACGCCAAGUGUUAUGAGGAGAUGAUAAAGUACAGACUGACGAGAAGGCUUUUGGAACAAACUCAUAAUCCGUGGUUUUGGAACAGUGACAGUGACUCGGAAUCCAGCAGGUCCACUCCUCAAAAUAAUAAAGUUGGGCCAUUGGUCCUAAAAGAAGAAUCACAACAAGAAUGUGAGAGAAAGAUUCAGCCUAAAGAACCAUUGGAACAGAAGAUCCCCAUUUCAGAAGAACUGCAAGAAGAAGUUGCUUCUCCGGAGACCUCGCCACCCAUUGAUGUACAGGGUGCUGUGGACAGAGGCUGUGGAGAGAUAGAGGAAGAGAAGCUGGGACAAGGAUUAAUUGCCUCUGAGUCAGGGAAGAAGCCAGAGGCCCAAACUAAAACCAAACAGUCCAGAAAGCCCCUCAGGGCAUGGAGCCAGCUACAGAAGCCCAAAGAGACUGACAAGAAAAACAGGCACCCAUUUGCCCUGUAUGGAGGGGGUGAUAAGCCAGCUGAGAUGGCUAGGAAGAAAACUCACAAUGUGGGUCCAGCUGCAUCAACCAAGGAGAUCCACCAGUCUGCAUUACGGGCCAAAACCAGACGGGAGGUUGAGAAGCAGGUGCAGAAAGUGGACAAGUGGAGAGUGCGGUCUGCAGAGCUGGAGAAAGUGACCAUGACCAAACCUGACUUUGACCCCUGGAUGACAGAGUACAUGCGCUGCUUUUCUGCCAGGUCCUGAUAGAUAUACAGUGAGGGGGGGAAAGUAUUUAAUCCCCUGCUUUUUUUGAAAAACGCAUGUCAAAAAUAUUACAACUUGAUUUGC
This is a messenger RNA of Salvelinus sp. IW2-2015, 2418 nucleotides long. It is a transcript of the gene ccsapb, whose product is annotated as centriole, cilia and spindle-associated protein b. NCBI's taxonomy places the organism in Eukaryota, Metazoa, Chordata, Actinopteri, Salmoniformes, Salmonidae. Gene Ontology annotation, biological process: regulation of mitotic spindle assembly. Gene Ontology annotation, molecular function: microtubule binding. Gene Ontology annotation, cellular component: ciliary basal body; cytoskeleton; centriole. The record is from RefSeq and is a predicted model, not a curated record.